UUGACCCAGGUAGAUUCCACACAGCAUCUUCCAGGGAACGCCAGGAGGCAGUGGUAGCAGCUGCAGCUACUUCCUCCCCGCCAUCUCCCAGAGAGCCCCGCGACCAUUUCCCCUUCCUAGAGAAGAAAACCAAUGCCACGGACCGCAAGGAAUCCUGUGAGCCCGUGUAACCCACGUGAAGAGGUGACGCACAAUUACAGGCAUGCCAGGACCAGGAGGAUCAACCAACAAAACCGGUGCAACAGCAGGGUAUCAGAGGACAACUCAGCCCGUCCAGGUGAUGUCUCCCCGUUGCCUACCCGCUUCAAUGCCCCACUCCCAGGCCUGACUCAAGCCACAUUGGGGUGUCUGUCCUGGAUCACUUGCCUGGCCUGCUUCCUGAGGACUCAGGCCCAACAAGUUCUGUUCAACACCUGCAGAUGCAAGCUGCUCUUCCAGAAGGUCAUGGAAAAGACAGGUGUUCUGGUCCUCUGUGUUUUUGGAUUCUGGGUGCUUUCUAUCCACAUGCCAACCAAAAUGGAAGUCUGGCAGGAUGGCAGCAUAAAGAGUCCACUGCAAAGCUUGCGGCUGUACCAGGAGAAGGUGCGGCAUCACACUGGGGAAAUCCAGCACCUCCGAGGCAACAUGAACCAGCUCAUUAUCAAGCUCCAGAUGAUGGAAGCCUUGUCAGAUGAGCAAAGAAUGGCCCAGAAAAUAAUGAAGAUGAUACAAGGAGAUUACAUUGAAAAGCCAGACUUUGCCUUGAAGUCUAUAGGGGCCACCAUCGACUUUGAGCAGACGUCAGCCACAUACAACUAUGACAAGGCUCGCUCCUACUGGAACUGGAUCCGGCUGUGGAACUAUGCACAGCCCCCGGACGUGAUCCUGGAGCCCAAUGUGACACCAGGCAACUGCUGGGCCUUCUCAGGUGACCGUGGCCAGGUGACCAUCCGGCUGGCCCAGAAGGUCUAUCUGUCCAACCUGACGCUGCAGCACAUCCCCAAGACCAUCUCGCUGUCGGGCAGCCUGGACACCGCCCCCAAGGACUUCGUCAUCUACGGCAUGGAAGGCUCCCCCAAAGAAGAGGUGUUCCUAGGGGCAUUUCAGUUUCAGCCUGAAAACAUCAUUCAGACGUUCCAGCUGCAGAACCAGCCCCCCCGGAGUUUUGGUGCAGUCAAGGUGAAGAUAUCCAGCAACUGGGGGAACCCACGCUUCACCUGCCUAUACCGUGUCCGAGUGCACGGCUCCGUGACCCCCAGAGAGCAGCCCAACUAGGGCCCCUCCCCAAGAGAUUAAAGUCUAUUCUU
Molecule: messenger RNA, 1286 nt
Organism: Talpa occidentalis (Iberian mole)
Lineage: Eukaryota; Metazoa; Chordata; Mammalia; Eulipotyphla; Talpidae
Gene: SUN5
Product: Sad1 and UNC84 domain containing 5
Exons: 13
Coding region: 133-1254 (373 amino acids)
Biological process (GO): nuclear envelope organization
Cellular component (GO): meiotic nuclear membrane microtubule tethering complex; nuclear envelope
Molecular function (GO): protein-membrane adaptor activity
Source: RefSeq, a predicted model, not a curated record